UAAAGGAAGCCUUAUUUGAUAGGAGUGCUGAGAAGCAAAGUGAUACAUCCCAGGCAUGUGGAGACAUUAACAGUAACCAGGAGCUUCCCAGGGUUACAAGCUUCCUUGGCUAAUGGUUGAAAAUCAGGGGGAUAUUGAAAACCAUUGAACCUACUCUAUCUUGACGAAAAUCCAGUCGUUAAGUUUGCCUGCACCUUGGGAAUAGUAAAGAAAACCAAAAAGCCUAUUUCCAGGAAUCCCUGAACAAAAUCUCUGCUUAGAAAUGUCCAGCAACAUUGAAAGCCCAUGUUCAGCAAUCACUUAUGGCCUUUUCAAGAUAAACUGUAAAAUACAGUUUCCUAUAAUGAGUGACAAAUCAGUUAUGCUUCUGAGCCUGUUGAUUCUUCACAGCAUCUUUACAAAUGGAAAAGCAACAUGUAAAUGGCGAUUGGUAGAAGAAUGGCAUACACAGCCUUCAUCGUAUGUGGUGAAUUGGACACUAACAGAAAACAUCUGCGUGGACCUCUAUGGAGAUUGCUGGGUUGAGGACAUAAAUAUUGAAAUGAGUACCUCAGGCAAGCAAGCUGUUCCCCAGAUUUGUCCUUUGCAAAUUCAAUUAGGAGACAUCCUUCUAAUUUCUUCUGAACCAUCUCUUCACUCUCCCGAAAUGAAUUUGAUGAAUGUUUCUGAAGCAUCAUUCAUUGACUGUCUGCAGAAUGCCACAACUGAAGAGCAGUUACUUUUUGGUUGCAAACUAAGAGGAUUGCACACUGUGAAUCCUCAGUGGCUGACCGUGGGGACACAUUAUUUUAUUACAGUAAUGGCAAGUGGUCCUUUGCUUUGUCAAUUGGGACUUCGACUAAAUGUGACAGUGAAGGAACAGUUCUGCCAGGAACAUCUGAAUUCAGAAUACUGCUCUGGGCACGGUAAAUGUCUGACUGAAAUUUGGAGCAAGACAUACAACUGUCAUUGUGAGCCUCCAUUUUCUGGAAAAUACUGCCAGGAACUUGAUGCAUGUUUUUAUAUACCAUGUAAAAAUAAUGGCAGCUGCAUUAAUAAAUGGAAUGAGCAAGGAUAUGAAUGUAUCUGUCCCCCACCUUUUACAGGCAUAAAUUGUUCAGAAAUAAUUGGCCAGUGUCAACCACAUAUCUGUUUCCAUGGGAAUUGUAGCACUAUUACUGCAAAUAGUUUCAUUUGUGAAUAUGAAGAACCAUUUUCAGGUCCAUUCUGUGAAGAGUCAAUGGAAUGCUGUGUUUCUCGGGUUUGUGGGAAAAGCGGAAUUUGCCAAAAUAAAAGUUCUGGUGACCUUUGUGAGUGCCCAGAAGGAUUUCUCACCAGAGGCUGUGAAAUUGAUAUCAAUAAGUUUUCAUUAAUACCAUGUCAGAAUGGUGAGGACUGCAACAUCUCAAAGGAUACCUUGUGCAUCUAUUCACCAGUAUUUAUAGGCAAGCUUUGUAAGAAACUUCAAGCUUCAUGUGACUCAUUUCCUUACAAGAAGGAUGCCACAUAUAUGAAUUUUGAGAAAGAUUAUUAUUGCAGUUGUAUGCCAAGAUUUACUGGAAGAAACUGUGAGAAAGUAAUUGACCACUGUAGACUGCUCAGCAUCAACUGUCGGAAUGAAGAAUGGUGUUUCAAUAUAAUUGGAAGAUUCAGAUAUGUGUGCACUCCAUGGUGCACAAAAAAUUCAUGUGGGUUUCUGAAGAAUGUUUGCUUUAUUCUCCUGUACCCCUGUUGUUGCGGAUCUGUCAGGGGUGAUAUUUACCAAGCUGUAGUUCCUCAUUCUCCUCAAUUUAAGUAUGUGUGGCAAUUGGGAUUUACAGUAUCCACAGGUGAAAAAUCUAAAGUUACUAUUGAUACUUAUUUCUUGUAAAAUUGCACUGAUGAUACAGUCUAUGUGAACAAAUCUGAAGACAUUGACUAUCUAUGUUGGUUUCAAUGUGAAGAAACAAUGGGGAUGUGUGCAAAUGGAUCCUGUUGUUUGACUAAAGAAGGUAGUAAGGAAUAUUUUUGUCUGUGUAUUCCUGGAAGGCCUGGAAAAACAUAUCUGGAAAAUACAACUGACUAUCAACAAAGUGGGUGUCAACUUGAAGCUAUUUAUGAAGAUGAAUUUAAUGUAUCAAGAUGCAGCUGUUCUCUUGGUUACAUUGACAGAUUCUGUAUUCUCAGCGUUGGAGAUUGCUUAGGAAACAAGAGUACAUCAAUGCAUGGCCUCUGCCUGGUGCAUUUGCACAGCUGUAACUGUAGCUGUCUGCAAGUAUAUGAAAGCAACAUCUGUGAAAUAGAAACUGAAGAUUGUAAAUCCAUGCCCUGCAAAACCGGAGCAACCAGUCUCAUUUCCUGCGGCUGCACAAGUGUCCCCGGAUUUACAGGUCCUUACUGUGAAUGUGGACCUUGUGAGGCUAGUAAUCCUUGUGAGAAUGGAGCCGUGUGCAGAGAGAAAAUGGAUCUGGAAAUGUUUCCCCUUGGGUACCGGUGCCAGUGUGGGAAAGGCUGUGCAGGUCCAUGCUUGGUUGGUGGCUUCCCUUGCCUAUGCAGUCCUGGCUGCAUGGGCCCGAGAUGUGACCAGGCCAUGAAUGGCUGCGUCCUGAAUGCCUGUGAGCACAAUUCUACCUGCAAAGAUCUGCAUCUCAGCUGCCUGUGUGCAUGCCUGUCUGGUUGGGAACGGCAUUUUUGUGAACAAAAUUCCAAUGACUGCAAAAUGAAUCCUUGUGAGAACAAUUCUACCUGUACUGACCUUUACAAUAGCUAUCGCUGUGAAUGUGCAUCUGGAUGGACUGGACAAAACUGUAGUGAAGAAAUAAAUGAAUGUGACUCUGACCCAUGCAUGAAUGGAGCUCUUUGUCAAGAAUCUACCAUCCCUGGGCAAUUUGUAUGCCUAUGCCCACCCUUUUAUACUGGGAAAUUUUGCCAUCAACACUAUCACCCCUGUGAUCCACUCACAGACCUUUGCAGAAACAACUCAACAUGCUUGAUUUUGGUAGAUGGGAAUCAUUACUGUAUUUGUAAAGAAGGAUCUGAAGGGGAACUCUGUGAAAUUAACAUGAAUGCGUGCUUCUCCCUUCCUUGUUGGAAUUAUGGUGACUGUGAAGAUGAGGUCAACAAUUUCAGGUGUGUUUGCAGCCCCAGAUUUUCUGGACUUGUGUGUGAAAUUGAAAUAUUUUUAUGUAAUUGUGAACCUGGGUAUCAUGGAUCUCUCUGUGAACUGCGUAUGAAUGAAUGUGAAAUCUCACCUUGUCUGGAUGGAGAAAAUUGUGUCAACAGAACCGGUGCAUAUAACUGCCUCUGUGCUCCUGGCUACACAGGCAUCAUUUGUGAAGUAAAUAUAGAUGAAUGUCUAUCAGAGCUCUGUCUCCAUGAUGGGACGUGUAUUGAUGGCAUCGAUCAUUAUACCUGUGACUGCAAGAGUGCCAUUUUUGAGACACACUGUGAAACAAAUGCCAAUGAUUGUCUCUCAAAUCCUUGUCUACAAGAGAGAUGUACAGAUGUCAUUAAUGGGUAUCAAUGUUCAAGAGAUGCAGAAUGCACAAGAUCAAGAUGUGAGAUCAAGAUUAAUGACUGCACACCAAUCCUGUGUAUGAAUGAAGGCUGCUGUCAGAAGUCAGGCUGUGGCUUUACUUGCACUUUCCCAAGUGGAUGUACUGGUGCAUUUUGUGAAACCAGGACUGGGAGCUGUGCGGAGCAUGAACUGCAUACGGGCCUCUGUCUCAAUGGAGGGAUCUGUGUCAAUGAAUCUGGACACACUUUUUACUACAGAUGUCUUCCUGGAUGUUCUGGUCAAUCUUGUGAAAUUAAGAUAAAUGAAUGUUUUUCAUCACCAUAUCUAAAUGUUGUGAACUGCGAAAAUCAUAUCAAUGGAUAUAUUUGCAAAUGUCAAAAAGGGUGGGCAGGACAUCACCGUGAGAAGGGCCUUGAUGAGUGCAUUCCCAACUCAUGUGUUCAUGAAAUAUGCAGAGAAAAUGAACCUGGCUUUGACUCAGCAUGUGUAUGCAGGCCCGGAUUUGUGACCUGCUCCAUUGGGCUUCUUUGUGAAAUAUGGAGAAUUAGCUGUUUACCUCACCUCUCUCAAAGAACAGAUGCCAUUUCUACCCAAACAUAUACAGUGCUCACCUCUGAGACUUUAGUCAGUAGCUUUCCACCUCCAAGGGCUACAAGACUAUGGACUAUAAUGAAUACUUAUUCGGUUGAUCAAGGUUUAACAGAGACAGACAUUUUCAAGCCUGAUGUUCUCUCAGCCACCGGUUUGUCAGCAUUUAGUAUUGGCAUAUCCUCCGAAAGCCGUUUACUGGAAGAACUGGUUUCUACUAGACAGCUUUCAGCAAAACACAGUCUUACAUCUUCCACAGAUGUUUCUUCUUCUCAAUUCCUGAAUUUUGUCCGGAGCGCGACGUCUGUAUCACAUACGCCUAUCCAAACUUCAGCUGUCACACCAGGAUUCUUUUCCUUCAGUAGGAGAGAGAGGGCCUCAUUUAUCAUCUCUUCCUUAACAACUGAUUUUAUUUUUCCUACGCAAUCUGUAUUAUUUGACAAUGAUCAGACUGUUGCCUUAUCUGCUACUACAAUGAGUUCAGUAAUUAGUAACAUUCCAGGGGCAGAGACUGAGUUAAAAAGGCACUCAUUACUCUCCUCUGGAUUCCUGCUCACAACUGCUUCUAUGAGCACACCUCCAAUUGUUUCUAGAGGGGCUCAAGAGGAUACUGAAGAAUAUUCAGCUGUUUCCUUAAUUUCAAAAAGAGAGUGCUGGAGAUUGCGGAGCUCCUCAAUGUCUCCCAUUUCUGCCGCUAAGAUAAUUAUAUCUAAACAGGUAGCCAUCCUAAACUCAUCAACUCUGCACAGAGUCACUACACAAGCCUCCAUUCACAGUGAAUAUCAGAUUAUUACUGAAGCAUCCAGCAACCGGAGACUCACAAACACCAAAUCACAGACUGCUGAUUCUUUAAGUGGAUUAAGCCAAACAUGUGCAACAUGUUCUAUGACUGACAUAAAAUCCUCUCGUAAAUUCUCAGACCAAGUUUUGCAUAGCAAACAGUCCCACUUUUAUGAGACAUUCGGGAUGAACUCAGCGAUAUUAGCCAGCUGGUGUGCACUAAUGGGAACACAAACUAUCAUUUCUGGGCAUUCGUUUUCUUCCGCUACUGAAAUAACGCCAUCAGCGGCAUUCACAGAACUGUCAUCUUUAUUUCCUUCUAAAAAGAGUACAAAAGAAACAAUUUUAUCCUCAUCCUUGGAGGAAUCCAUUACCCUAUCGUGUAAUUUGGAUGUUAAUUUAUGUUUGGAUGAGACUUCUUCAUCUAUUGUCCCUUCACAAACUAUCUCUUUAGACCUGAUGAAUUCUGGUUUGUCUUCAAAACUGAUCACUGAUGAUCCGUUAAUAUCAAGAAACAUUUUUAAAAUAUUGAAAAUAAGACAAUAUGGUAUAACUGAGGAGCCCACUGAGGCACUGAAUCAAGACAAUUUACUGAGCAUACAGGAGAGUAAAGGAUCUCAAAAACAGUUCAAAUUUUAUAAGAGUGAUAGUACUCUGGAUUUUGAGUUAAACCCUCCACCACACACAGACUCAAUGUCUGAUAGUUCAGAAGCAAGCUCUAAUGUUGCGCUAUAUACCAUUUCACCAACUCAAUCACUUCCGAUACAGACUUCUUUUCCCAUGUCUACAUUUAUGUCCGAUUGGACAUAUGAUACAGCGUAUCUGACUUUAACAUCUAAUUUAAAAGAAGAGUUCAGAACUUCUUCAGAGUGGUCCCCAUGGGAACUUCAACCCAGUGUGCAUGAAUGGGAAUCUGCUGCUUCAGGCCAGAGGCUUCCCAUCACUACAUCUCUUCCUUUGUCUUCACUGGAGUCCAUUUCGGCACCUCAUCAGCUGAUGAUUUCUGAUUUCAGUUGUGUUUGUUAUUAUGGAGAUUCCUAUCUAGAAUUUCAGAAUAUAUUUUUAAAUCCACAAAAUAAUAUAUCCCUAGAAUUUCAGACCUUCAGCUCCUAUGGACUCCUGCUCUACAUCAAGCAAGACUCAAAUUUAGUAGAUGGAUUUUUUAUUCAAUUAUUUAUUGAAAAUGGUACUUUACAGUACCACUUUUUCUGUGCUGGUGAAGCAAAAUUGAAAAGCAUUAAGACUACUAUUAAAGUGGAUGAUGGACAAAAGUAUUCGCUGCUUAUCAGGCAAGAAUUGGACCCAUGUAAAGCUGAACUGACUAUUCUAGGGAGGAAUGUAAAAGCAAGCGAAUCUGUCAAUCACAUGUCUGGAAAACCCCUGCCAGAGUCAGGGUCUGUCUUUGUUGGUGGAUUUCCAGAUCUUCAUGGAGCAAAUCAGAUUUCUGGACCAGUUGAGAAUUUUACUGGCUGCAUAAAAGUUGUAGAAGUCAAUAACUGGGGACCUUUCAUCCCAUCCAAGGCAGUGAGAACAAUUCACAUUGAUAACUGCAGAUCCCAGGACUCUCAUCUGUCUGCGUCGCCCUCCCUUGUCACUCCUUCUGGUGGCACGGAAGUGGGGGACUCCGAGAGGACUCCCUUCAGCGCCCCUCCUGCAGCGCCCUCUGUGUGCUGGGAGGAGGUGUGCCACAACGGAGGCACCUGCCGUCCCCUGUUUCUCUCCAGUGGUGUCUUCUCCUUUCAGUGUGACUGUCCUCUACAUUUCACUGGCCGUUUCUGUGAACAAGAUGCAGGUUUAUUUUUUCCAUUUUUCAAUGGGAAUUCCUAUUUAGAAUUGCCGUUUUUUGCAACCCUAAAUGAGUGGAAGUUUGUCCUGGAGAAGGAACAUAACAGAAUUGUUACCAUCUACUUGACUGUAAAAACAAACACUUUGAAUGGGACCAUUCUCUACAGUAGUGAGAAAAAUUUUGGACAACAAUUUCUUCAUUUACUUCUUGUGGAAGGAAGGCCCACGGUUAAAUAUAAAUGUGGAAGUUCCCAAAAUAGCUUGACUCUUUCUGCUAAUUACAGCAUCGACACAAAUGCCUUCGUCCCUAUCACCAUACGCUUCACAAUGUCUACUGGCAGCCCUUGUAUGAUUGAAAUGACUGCAGAUGGAAAACCUCCAAUACAGAAGAAAGACACAGAAAUAUUGCUUGCCUCUCAGGUACAUUUUCAAUCAAUGUUCCUUGGUCAUAUUCCUGAAAAUGUUAAGAUCCAUAAGAAUGCGGGCCCUAUUGAUAGGUUCAAGAGCUGCAUUGGAGAGCUUCAAGUAAACAACAAAGAAUUCUUCAUCAUUGAUGAAGCACUACGUGGAAAGAACAUCGAGAACUGCCACGUCCCUUGGUGUGCUCAUCAUCGAUGCCACAACAACGGCACCUGCAUUAGUGACAGUGAAAACGGGUUCUGUGAGUGUCCAAGGCUGUACUCAGGCAAGCUGUGCCAGUUUGCAACCUGUGAAAACAACCCAUGUAGAAACGGUGCCACCUGCGUUCCUAAAUCCCAGACAGACAUGGUCUGCCUCUGCCCAUACGGGAGGUCUGGACUCCUCUGCACUGAUGCUGUUAAUAUCACUCAGCCCAGGUUCAGUGGCCUGGAUGCCUUCGGAUACACUUCAUUCCUGGCUUAUUCACGGAUCCCAGACAUCGCCUUCGAUUAUGAAUUCCACGUGAAGUUUCAGCUAGCAAACAAUCACUCGGCACUGCAAAAUAACGUCAUAUUUUUCACUGGACAGAAGGGCCAUGGGUUGGACGGCGACGACCUCCUGGCCGUGGGCCUGCGCGGCGGCCGCGUGGUGCACAGCUUCAACCUGGGCUCCGGGCUCGCGAGCGUCAGGAGCGACCCUCUCGAUCUGAGCCUCGGGAUCCACACGGUCCAUCUGGGGAGGGUCUUCCGAACCGGCUGGCUGAAGGUAGAUGAUCAUAAAAACAAAUCCGUCAUCUCCCCAGGAACACUGGUUGGUCUCAAUGUGUUCAGUCAGUUCUAUGUGGGUGGCUACAGUGAAUACACUCCAGAUCUCCUGCCAAAUGGAGCUGAUUUUAAAAACGGCUUUCAAGGUUGCAUUUUCACUCUUCAAGUCCGCACUGGGAAGGACGGUCGCUUCAGAAGCCUGGGGGAUCCGGAGGGCCACCCAAGUGCUGGGCGCAGCGUUGGCCAGUGUGACGCUUCUCCCUGUGGUUUCCUGGACUGUGGCAACGGUGGGACCUGUGUGGACAGUGGAUCUACUGCUUACUGUGACUGUCCCACUGGAUGGAAAGGGGCCUUCUGCACGGAGACAGUUUCCACCUGUGACCCUGAACACGACCCCCCGCACCAGUGCCACAGAGGGGCCACCUGUGUCCCAUUGCCUCAUGGAUAUACCUGUUACUGUCCUCUGGGAACCACCGGGGUCUACUGUGAACAAGCUUUUUCUAUAAGUGAUCCAUCUUUCAGAAGCCACGAAUUAUCCUGGAUGUCUUUUGCUCCCUUUCGUAUUCGAAAAAAGACACAUAUUCAACUGCAGUUCCGGCCUUUUUCUACAGAUGGCAUCCUAUUUUACGUUGCACAACACCUAAAAGCACAAUCAGGUGAUUUUUUAUGUAUCUCUUUAGUAAAUGGUUCUGUUCAACUUCGUUACAACCUCGGUGACAGAACUAUCGUUCUAGAAACUCUCCAAAAAGUAACUAUUAAUGGAAGCACUUGGCAUGUGAUUAAAGCAGGAAGAGUCGGUGUGGAAGGCUACUUGGAUCUGGAUGGGGUAAAUGUAACAGAAAAAGCCAAUGUUCAAAUGAGCUACCUGGACACAAAUACUGACUUCUAUAUUGGAGGAGUGUCAUCCUUAAGUCUUGUAAAUCCCAUGGCAACAGCAAGUGGACCUGUAGGUUUUCAAGGUUGUGUCCGAGAAGUUAUUAUAAAUAAUCAGGAGUUACAGUUAACUGAACUAGGAGCCAAAAGUGGCUCAAAUGUAGGUGACUGUGAUGGGACAGCCUGUGGGUACAACGUGUGCAGAAAUAGGGGUGAAUGUAUGGUAAAUGGCACGACUUUUUUUUGCAGAUGUUUGCCACACUGGACUGGAAAGGUAUGUGACCAGUCUGUGUACUGUUUGAAUAACCUUUGUCUCCACCAGUCUCUAUGUGUACCUGACCAAUCAUUCUCUUACAGCUGUUUGUGUACUUUGGGUUGGGUGGGAAAGUAUUGCGAAAAGAAAACUUCAUUUUCAACUGCAAAAUUUAUGGGUAAUUCUUACAUUAAAUACAUUGAUCCACACUAUAGAAUAAGAAACCUUCAGUUUACUACUGUAUCCUUAAAUUUCAGUACUACCGAAAGAGAAGGCUUAAUUGUAUGGAUGGGGAAAGCUCAAAAUGAAGAAAAUGAUUUUCUGGCAAUUGGGCUCCAUAAUCAGACCUUGAAAAUAGCAGUCAACUUAGGAGAAGGCAUCUCUGUGCCUAUGACUUACAGCAACGGUACUUUCUGUUGUAAUAAAUGGCACCAUAUCAUUAUAAUUCAAAAUCUAACUCUUAUUAAGGCCUACCUAGAUGGCAAUCUAAUUUUCUCUGAGGAUAUUGAUCCACAAAAAAAUUUUGUUGCUCUAAACUAUGAUGGUAUUAUUUAUCUAGGGGGCUUUGAAUAUGGUCAAAAGGUAGAUAUUGUUACUCAAGAGAUUUUUAAAAGGAAUUUUGUUGGUAAAAUUAAAGAUGUAUUUUUUCAGGAUUCAAACAAAGUUGAUUUAAUUGAAUCAGAAGGGUACAAUGUUUAUAAUGGAGAUGAACAAAAUUAG
Messenger RNA from Molossus molossus (Pallas's mastiff bat), 9637 nucleotides. RefSeq names its product eyes shut homolog (gene EYS). Gene Ontology annotation, molecular function: calcium ion binding. The record is from RefSeq and is a predicted model, not a curated record. Gene Ontology annotation, biological process: heterophilic cell-cell adhesion; establishment or maintenance of epithelial cell apical/basal polarity. NCBI's taxonomy places the organism in Eukaryota, Metazoa, Chordata, Mammalia, Chiroptera, Molossidae. Gene Ontology annotation, cellular component: protein-containing complex; plasma membrane.